GUUGGAACAUCCCCACCCGCUCAGGUUCGUGCGCCUACAGCCGCCUCCGAACGGCGGGAAUCCUGUUCUGGAAUCUGAGGCUGAAAUUCAAACUUGAACCGUCUUUUACAACAUUUCUCGAGCAGCAGCCGCCAACGAAGAACCGGAGGGAUGUAGUGGACGAAUUAACCGAAAGAGAAGGAAAUGUGACCGUCAUUGUGACGUUCCGGAUCAGCGGUCUCCAACGGCAGGGUGAUUUCUCCCCUCUAAAAAUAGUCGACUUUCUUUGCGCACAGCGUGCUGCGGGUCUGCAAGCCUCUACUAACGCCACCCGAAAUGUUAGCUUGUUGAAAGUAGAGUUUCAAUAAUUACUACAAGACUAAAACUGUAUUUCUUCUCUAAAAUGAUUCCAGGGUUCCUCGGUGGAUUUUCAGAGUCUGCUGGCGGUUGUGCGAUUUAUUAUUGAUCACGAAGGACGGAGCCGGACACCGCCCGGACCUGUAUUAAGGCUACCGGGAUUUCAUCGUGUUCCUUUGCUCUGGGGAAAGAUAAAGACCGGCAGCUUUCACAUGGAGACACCUGAGCUGAAUGUUCUAGGAUUGAGAUUGUUUUAUUUGUUGAACAGGCUGCAUGUGUUGGGGAACACCGGCCCUUCUUAGAUACAAACGAAUGCUUGGUUAAGUGAUAAGGUUAUUUCCACUCAAGGACAUUCUUGAUGUUGGUAGGUGUAGUUUCCUAUAGUAUCUGUGUCGUGGACCACGAACCGGAGCUGGGCACGGAUUUCCACCGGGACUUGAGGUGAACGUUUUUGGAUUUAAAGCUGUUUAGCCUCCCGACAUCACUUUCUCCUGCUUGAUGUCUCACUGAAGCAGCACCUUUACACGGACUUCUCGAGCUCUUACCUUCCUAUUACUUUAAAUACCUUACUGGAGUAAUUGGGCUUUGGCAGGCGGAUGGGAGGAGGAUAGGAUUUGACCCCUUCAUCCACACUCAGCGUUUGACGAUCUAUCUCUGCGUGAGUGCCUCUCGUGGGUUUGCACGGUUAGACCACCGGCACCUGGAUUUUCCCCGUUCAACCCCUUUUUAUUUCUACUGCGCGCACGUCUCUUCUGGUAAUUCCGCUGCUGCUUCUGCUGCUGUCCGGUCCCACACACACGCUCACGUUUCUUCAGCAGCAGAAAACUACCAAGAUAGCCUCUCCCUCCUCGUGUGGAAAAGGAGUCGUGCAGUGGAGGAGACCAGGAAUUGGGAUAAGCCUGAUAACCUUUUUAAAGCAUUUUGGGGCUUUUUCUGAUUUAACUUACCCAUUAGUGCACGGAUCGGUAGAGGAAGAAGAAGGGAUUCUGGAGAAAACAGACGAGACAAGAGGAGAGGAGCUGGGGAUCGAUGAAGGUGUCAGGAAGGACUGACCUGGUGACCAGAUGACAGACAGGUAGGAGGGUGUCCUUGUUAGCUUGUCAUCCUGUUGUAACCCUGAGGCCGGUGAUGUGACUGGAAUGGGAAUUCAUAAAAGGCCUGCCUCCACCUGAGGACUUUCUGCUUCCCUGAGAAACUCAGGCAAACUUGGCAGACUUUGAUGGACAGCUGGCUGAGUCAAUGACGAACUUUGAGGACUUGUAACACACGUCUGCAGGGUCCUCCAGUCAAACCUCUGUGGCCAUGUGCACUACAAUGUGCAUGUGAACCCAGAUGAGCGCCAGCACUGCUUCAUGCCCCGAGAGAAGAGGUUGCCCAUCCCUCACUGAUAGAGGCUGUUGCAGAUCAGAUCCAGUCAUCACAUCGGUUGACCGCCCCUCCCUGAUGAAGAAAUACUGAAGCCCUCCACAUCAAGUAGAUUAGCCAUGGAUGCCUUCUCUUCACUGGUCUGCCCUGUGCUCCUGCUCCUCUUCUUUGUCUUCCUGUCCUCCCUCCCCACCUGCUCCUCGUCCAUGCUGUGUCCGAAGCGCUGCACCUGUCAGAACCUGCUGCCGUCCUACACGGUGCUGUGCGCCAAGACAGGCCUGCUCUUCGUCCCGCCCAACAUCGACCGUCAGACGGCUGAGCUCAGGCUGAUGGACAACUUCAUCACAACGCUGAGGCACCGUGACUUUGCCAACAUGACCAGCCUGAUCCACCUGACCCUCAGCAGAAACACCAUCAGCCAGAUCAGGCCGUAUACCUUUGCUGACCUCCAGGACCUCCACGCUCUCCACCUGGACAGCAACCGCCUCACCACCCUGGACGACUCCCACUUCCAGGGCCUAGUGAACCUGAGGCAUCUCAUCCUGGCCAACAACCAGCUGCACAGCAUAUCAGAGGGAGCCUUUCAGGACUUCCUGGAGACCCUGGAGGACCUAGAUUUGAGCUACAACAAUCUGGUGGACAUCCCCUGGGAGACCAUCGCCAUGCUGGUCAGCGUCAACACCCUCAGCCUGGACCACAACCUCAUAGAGAGCGUCCCCGAGGGAAUCUUCUCCAACCUGCACAAACUGGCCAGGCUGGACAUGACAUCCAACAAGCUGAAGAAGAUUCCUCCAGACCCAUUGUUCCUGCGGAUCCCAGUGUAUGCUAAGAUGAAGGGUUCUCCUCUCACAUCGCUGGUGUUGAGUUUUGGCGGGAAUCCUCUGCACUGUAACUGUGAGCUGGUCUGGCUUCGCAGAGUGACCAGGGAGGACGACCUGGAGACCUGCGCUUCGCCUAAAGAUCUGGCUGGCAAAUACUUCUGGACCAUUAGAGAGGAGGAGUUUGUCUGUGAGCCACCCAUGAUUACUCGUCACACCUCCAAGAUGUUUGUGAUGGAGGGGCAGGAGGUCAGCCUGCGCUGCAAGUCCAUCGGAGAUCCUGAGCCUUCGACGCACUGGGUCAGCCCUGAUGGAAAGCUUAUUGGAAACACGUCCAGAACCAUCUGCUAUGAGAACGGUUCUCUUGACAUCCUCAAGGCCUCUGUCAAGGAUUCUGGAAAGUUCACAUGCAUAGCGUCUAAUGCAGCCGGGGAGGCCACUGCUCCAGUGGAGUUAGUUGUCAACCCAUCUCCACACUUCGAUCCCAAACUGGACCCUGACCCGGGGCCUUCAGACAUCCCCACAUCAAUCAAGUCCAACGUCAGCGGAGGCCAGGUUCGGUCCGAUCAGCAGAGGGUCAGUGUGUCAGAUCUGACAUCCAGUUCUGCUAUCAUCAGGUGGCCCCCGCAGAAUCACAUACCAGGAGUCCGCAUGUACCAGAUCCAGUACAACAGCUCCACAGAUGAUAUACUCAUAUACAGGUGA
This is a messenger RNA of Monopterus albus (swamp eel), 3224 nucleotides long. RefSeq names its product leucine-rich repeat and fibronectin type III domain-containing protein 1-like protein. Bases 1821 to 3224 code for a protein of 467 amino acids. The record is from RefSeq and is a predicted model, not a curated record. Gene Ontology annotation, molecular function: protein binding. The transcript has 11 exons. NCBI's taxonomy places the organism in Eukaryota, Metazoa, Chordata, Actinopteri, Synbranchiformes, Synbranchidae.